CUAAUAAUAGGUGUCUACUAAUAAGUGAUCAUAUGUUUUCUCUUUGGAUAAAACAAAUCCCUACUACAAAAAAAAUAAAUAAAAUAAACCAACGUCAUUGAGACAAAAGUAAAGCGCAUAAAAGACAUUUUUAUACCUCAUAUUUUUCCAAGGAGAUUGACAUAUUAUGAAAAGAUAAUAUUUUAAUUUCAGGAUAAUAUUAUUGAUCAUUUUACAAAUAAUACUCAAUCAUGCCUACAGAUUUGAGUCUUGACGACAUCUCCAUUUUAAAAAAAGAUAACGUGAAAAUCCGUGACUUUGACAAUGUUAUUAAUAAGAUUAAAAAAAUCCGAGCGGAUGGGCCAAACAAACUACAAAUCGUUACAGAUUUUGACAGAACAGUUACAAAACAGCAUGUUAAUGGUAGACAAGUUUUGAGUAGUUUUGGAAUAUUUUUUAAAAGCAGCCAAAUAUCAAAUAAUUUAAAAGCAGAAGAACAACGAUUGUUCCACAAGUAUCGUCCAAUUGAACUUGAUCAUGACCUAGAUAUACUCAAAAAAAUAGAGGCAAUGGAAUCGUGGAUGAAAGAAACUGAUGAAAUCCUCAGAGGGGUUAAUUUUGAUACCUAUGAAAUUGAAGAGGUGGUGAAAGUCCAUGGUACUGACGUCAGAGAUCGAACGAAAGAAUUAAUUGACAGAUUGAACGCUGCUGCUGUACCAGUGCUUGUUUUUAGUGCUGGUCUUGGUGAUGUAGUUGAAGCUAUUUUGAAGCACCAUGACGUCUUCCUAGAUAAUGUUAAAGUUAUAUCCAAUUUUUUGAGCUACAAAGACGGCAAAAUAAAUGGGUUCAAAAACGAUAAGUUAAUUCAUGUGUUCAACAAAAAUGAGCAUGUCAUUGAUAAAGAUUACUAUAAUACUCUAAAAUCAAGAAGUAACGUGGUACUAAUGGGAGACAUGACCGGCGAUGCGACGAUGGCUGAUGGUUCAAGUUGCGAGACAGUUUUAAAAAUUGGUUUUCUUUAUGAACAUGCUGAAACAGCGCUUCCGUCUUAUUUGGAUGUAUUUGAUAUUGUACUAAUUGAUGAUCAAUCCAUGGAUGUUAUUAUUGAUAUCCUCAGACCAAUUCUUUGAAAAUUUUACUUAUAUAUUUAUUAUAAAAA
Messenger RNA from Cotesia glomerata, 1138 nucleotides. Its product is annotated as 7-methylguanosine phosphate-specific 5'-nucleotidase-like. Gene Ontology annotation, cellular component: cytoplasm. The coding region runs from base 231 to 1109 and encodes 292 amino acids. The transcript has 5 exons. The record is from RefSeq and is a predicted model, not a curated record. Lineage: Eukaryota; Metazoa; Arthropoda; Insecta; Hymenoptera; Braconidae. Gene Ontology annotation, molecular function: magnesium ion binding; 5'-nucleotidase activity.